ACUUCAAUGAGCGCUGUUGUUGUGAAGAGUCUGUGCGCUACACACUGAACGCCGCGGACCCGAAGUCUCCAAGCAGAGCGAGCGCGCCGCAGGGGGACACCUUUUUUUUAUUAUUAUUAUUAUUACGGGUGAACAACAACUCCGAAGUUUCAAGAGGAGUUUUUUUUUGAACAUUUGUGAGCUUUGCAUCGAGAGGCACCAAAGUGGAUAAAAGUUUGGGGCAGAGGCUGUUCGAGCGCAUUCCAGCGGACUUUGGAUUACUUUGCCAAGAGUUUCAAGCCUAUCAUCACCAUGUUACAUUACUUGCUGGUCCUCUUCCUCUCUUCUGGACUGGUGCUAUCCUACAACUGCCCGACAGAGUGUAACUGCCAGACCCAGGAGACAAUAUUCUGCAUUCGCAGCCAAUCCACAACUGUUCCCCGUGUUCCCACUACCACUCAAACUCUCUACGUCUUUCAGAACAGCAUUGUCACAUUGUCACAAGAUGACUUCAAAGGUCUAACGGAGCUGGAGUUGUUAGAUCUGAGCCAAAAUGAGCUGUCAGAGAUUCCUGAUGGCGUAUUUCAGAUGCUGUCAAAAUUGAAGAACUUAGACCUGUCCGCAAACCAGAUUACUCACAUUUCCAAAUACAGUUUUUCUGGGUUGGUCCAGCUAGAGAGGCUGUAUCUCCAUACAAACCGCAUUCAGAACAUUCAUUUGGAAGCUUUUGAAGGUUUAGAGAUGCUGCUGGAACUCAAGCUGCAAGGGAACCAACUCACCUCUCUGCCAUCCAUUCGUUUCCCUAGGCUUCUCCUUCUAGACCUCAGCUACAACAACAUUCCAGCCCUGGGGCCUUCGGAUCUACACACUCCCCACCUGGAGGCCCUUAAGAUAGCCUCUUUAGGGCUUACCUCUGUGGAUGAAGAUCUCAUAGCCUCCUUGAAGAACCUUCAUGAGCUCGAUAUCUCCACCAACCAAUUGGAUGAGGUUCCCCAAGCCUUAAAGCAGGACUCCCUCAAGGGGCUGAUCAAGCUGAGCUUGGCUGCUAACCCACUGGGUGAGCUAAGGGUUGAAGACUUUCAGAAACUGUCUGGACUUCAAGACCUGGACGUUAGUGGGCUUAAUCUGCAGGGAUUUCCCCAUAGUUUUUUCCAAACCUUCCCUAGAUUGAUGCAUCUGACAGCAGCUGAGAACCCAUUCAACUGUUUGUGUCCAUUAGCCUGGUUCCCUGUCUGGCUUAAAGAGAAAGGUGUGACGCUUGGGAGGCCUGAGGAAACUAGAUGCCACUUUCCUCUUGUUAAUGCUGGAAAAACACUUGCAGCACUGGAGCACAAAGAUUUUGGAUGUCCACCAACCACAACAGUUCUGACUGGCUCCCCCAUUGGAACUACUUAUGUUCCCCAGGUAGCAACUACAUCUCCAGAAACCCCACGCACCAAUGCUAUUCCUCCUCCACCACCACCCAGUGAAGAGACCGUCUCCUCAAAAACAGAUAACUAUAACCUUUCGCCAGAGCCUCCAGUCUCCCCCACCAGUGGGGAACACGAGCACUUCUGCCCACCAAACAUCUGCCUUAAUGGAGGCACUUGUAAUUUCGACCCACUAGGCCAACUGAGCUGUUUGUGUCCCUCAGGAACAUCUGGUCUCUACUGCGAAAGUGUGGAUGAGGUCCCUGAGCCACCGAAAACCUCACCAACAGAAGUUUCUGUAGUUACCCCUAUGAUACUUGGUAAACUUGAUGCCAUCACUUCCCGACAGGUGACCUCUACUUCAAUACUUCUUGACCUGCACCGUUUCAUUGAGACACGGCCACAUAUCCGUGGCAUCAGGUUGACCUACCGGAACCUCUCAGGGCCGGACCGGCGCCCCAUUAUACUGAGUGUACCAGCAACCUACCCUGAGUACACUUUGCGUGGCUUGAGACCCAACUGUACCUACUCAGUCUGUGCCAGCCCAAUGGGGGAGAAAAUCAACUCUAGGGCCAACAACUCUGUAGAAAUAGGGUCUUGUACAGAGGCUCGCACUGAAGGAGUUCCAUUGACAUCUUUAGAGCCCUGGGUGGAGACAAAGACCUCAGUGAAGUACACUCUCAUCUCUGCUCUGGCUACCCUGGCACUGGUCCUGGGGUUAGCUGUAGUGGCUGGGACGAUUAUUUGUCUGAGGAAGAGGAGGCAUGCUAAUGCAGGAUUGGAAUUGGAGUUGGGCCCGGCUGAUCCUGAUCCCAUGGAACUGGAAGGGAUAAAGGCCUGUCUGGAGAACGGAGGAAAUGGCACACUACCCCACAAGCAACCUGAGAUUGAUCGUUGUCACACUCCUCAGUCGCCUCACUUUGUGCAGCAAAAUGGAGGUUUGGACUAUGACGUACCCUUGAUGCAAGGUCACUGCCCAUCAAAUAACAAUCUAUCAUCCCUGAAGCCAUCUUAUUUCUAACUCUUGUUAGUCCAAAAAACUGAGAACCUUCACAGACAUAACACUUGGGAGGACUUUGGAAAGCGUGACCCUCAGACUAGUGCUGAGUUAGUGAUUCAAAUCCAAUUUUCAUUCCAAUUUCAGCUAUCCAGACUUUGAAAAGCGGCACUUACUAUCCUUUAUUGUGGAAGGAUGACACUACAGAAUGGAUCAUCUAUUUCAGAGAUGCUGAAAGAUUACAGCAUAUUGGAUAUGUGCUAAACCACCGUAGGACAGUGAACAGUAUGUGGUUUAAAGUCACCAAGCAGUGUCUGAUGGUGGUGAAAAUCAAUCAAAUGAUUAAAUUAAGUGCAAUUGACUAGAGGGGCCUUAGUAGCAGUCUGAAAACAGAAGUGCCUUUUUGCAUUGACGUAACUGUAACUGACAGCUCGUUUUAAUUCCUUUGUUUAUAUAAAAAAAACAAUGUGAAUGAGCUGUAAUCCUGUUGCUGGAUUUCGGGGAUAUGGUAGAAAAGGGCUCAGCGUUUGGGCUACAGAACUGGAGGACAUGAGCCUGGUUGAACUGAAAACAGUGAUACAGAUGUCGACUCGCCUGGAUCACAUGUCACAGUUCACAGUGGAGUUUCAAUGACUCCAUGAGGAUUUAAAAAAAGAUCUUGCACUGAAAAGAAAUAUUCUUUUUCCUUCCCAAUGUUCCUCUCACAUACUGCCACAAGACUAACGAUCAUAGGGAAAUGCAAUAAGAACAAAUACCUUUUGAAAAUCAGUAGUAGUAAUAAGUUAGCAAACACAAAAGUUGUCUAAACUCCAUAUUUUUGUUAACAUCAGACCAGAAAAAAAAUACAUUUUUUUUUUAUGUCGAUUAAUAUUUUUCUGUGGUCAGAUCUAAGAUAACGUUUUGGCUGCGUGAGAGAUACAUUUGCUGUGAAAGAUAAAUUGGAAUUGGACUUGCCUGCAUUGUUCUGUGCCAUGAUGGACAGGCUGUUGUGGCUAGUUGAUAUUAUCAUGUUCUGUUUUUGUUGUUGUUUGUUUUUUUGUUUUUUUUUUAAUUUUUUAUCAUGUAUUUUUGUUGUUGUUUGUUUCCAUUCAGUAUUGCAGUUGUUGUGAGUUGAAACAUGAAUCGUUGCUGCUUGAAAAAGCCUGCAUACAUCGUCAUUGAUUAUGAUAGUGGUCUCUUUGCAUUUUAGGUUACACGUAGCUAAAACCUUACUGAGCUACUUGCAGUAAAAAGUGGAAUUAGGCUUAAUACUAGCUCAGGUUCUUGGGGGUCCGAUUUUAAAAGGAACAGCAGUGACCAAUUGUCCACUAAAAUCUCUACUAACGUAAAAUAAUUUGAUCAAAUUUCUUCUGUUUUUGCCAGCAUAUCUCUAAGUAACUCACCAAGUGAAUGUAACGGUUGAGUGUAAGACGCUUUAUUCUCUGUGCCAGGUCUGCCAACGCUCCAUAAAGACAUGGUUAAGACAAGCCUCAGACUGUUUUUGAACACCAGCGCUCCCCACACUGUGUUCAAAGGCCUCCCGCCACCGAGGACAGUCCUAUAAAGCAGCGCACACGUGCCAAGUUAAGAAAUAUCUUCAAAGAGAUUCAAGGCAAUGUUCAGUUUUAGGCACUAGUUUCCUCUUCAUGCUGCAGACCAUAUCAUCUAGUCGGUAUCCCCCACUUGCUUUUUUCUCUUUUUCUUAUACCCUCUUGCCAGUCUACUCUCACCAUCCAGUGGGUUUUUGGUCUGCAGCGAUCAGUGGCUUGGAGACUAUUUUGCUUGUUUACCGCCAACCAGACUGUGAAAUAUACAGGCUAAAUGCAGCGUACUGGUGUAUUUUUUUUCCCAGUCUGGAGGCCGUACAAGCUAUUAGUGUUCUUUUUUUAUAUUUAAAUUAGAUUGAAAACAUUUUUUUAAACCUCUCGGUAUAACCAGUUUACAGAGACAGACCUUAGCACCAUUGGUACAUGGCCUCAUGACGUCUUUUAGUGUCAUAUCAGAUGCUGAUGUAUAUGUGAAGAACAGCAGGGCCUUUGUUUUGUCUUUACAACAAAUUGCAUUACAUUACAUUACAAACUAAAAAUGAAGAAACAUGAGUGUAAUGCAAUGAAUUUAGUCAGGCUUUAGAAACAUACCAUGACUGGUUGUUGGUUGUGUCACCAGUGAAAUCUCAUAUUACAGUGUGUUAAAGGUUUGUUCAGGUUAUUAUUAUUUUUUUUUUCUAAUGCUUUUAGCUCAGCACAUUGUCGAAUCCAUGCACUACGCUAGAACAGACGUACCAUUUUCUGGCUUCACUACUUCCUGUCAAUAUUCCAGCAUAAACACCGACCCAGAUGCUCAUAUAUCUGCUUUCCCACAACAUCCGGCAUCAACUGGAAGACUGUCUGUGUUGCUCUGGACAGCGAGAGGGGGGCAGAAUAUGUUUGAAAUGUUUCAACAUACAUGAACUUCCCUGUUUAUUUAGGGAGAACCUGUCUUUUUUGUUUUUAUUGUUGUUGUAUGUUUGUCUGUUGUAUUUCUGUGUACAUUUGUUUUGUUAUUUUGCCAGAAGAGAAAUGCUGAGAGAAAGAACAGUAUUAAAAUGCUCUAAUGAUAA
This is a messenger RNA of Mugil cephalus (flathead mullet), 4963 nucleotides long. RefSeq names its product vasorin-like. The coding region runs from base 292 to 2409 and encodes 705 amino acids. Lineage: Eukaryota; Metazoa; Chordata; Actinopteri; Mugiliformes; Mugilidae. The transcript is spliced from 2 exons. The record is from RefSeq and is a predicted model, not a curated record. Gene Ontology annotation, molecular function: protein binding.